Messenger RNA from Diorhabda carinulata, 4213 nucleotides. RefSeq names its product protein maelstrom homolog (gene mael). Gene Ontology annotation, cellular component: nucleus; P granule. The transcript is spliced from 3 exons. NCBI's taxonomy places the organism in Eukaryota, Metazoa, Arthropoda, Insecta, Coleoptera, Chrysomelidae. The record is from RefSeq and is a predicted model, not a curated record. Gene Ontology annotation, biological process: negative regulation of DNA-templated transcription; spermatogenesis; regulation of miRNA-mediated gene silencing. The coding region runs from base 501 to 1988 and encodes 495 amino acids. Gene Ontology annotation, molecular function: sequence-specific DNA binding.
AGAUUAGUGUUGAUAGCACACCUGUCAUGGUCUAAUUAUUUUGUCUAUGUAAAACUUUUCGCUAAAUAAGUGUUAUUUACAAACUAGGCUAUAGCGAAGCAUAAUAUAUAAACAAGGCUUUGAUUAAUCUAAUUAAUAUCAACACUCGUCAAAUCGAACUAAAUUACAAUAUGACAUAUAAUAUUUGAAAUAGUAGUUAACCAUAGACAAAAAUAUUUAUUUCCGUCUUGUCCUUUAACUUUUUACUGUCAAUUGAAUAUAUGGUAGAUUGAACAUUUUGUCAACUUUGAUAACAGUUUUGCAACUUCAAUUUAUUAUGGUUAUUUAUGAUUGCUUAAAAUUUACUCAUACCGAUUGCACUGUCAUUUAUUUCUAUUGUAGUUAAUUCGUCUGUUUGACAUUCAUAAAAACACUUGUUGCAGGUUUUUGCAUUUGUAAACAUAUAUAUCUUAAUUUUUUAAUUUCUUAGUUGAUAUUUAUAGCUAAUAGAUUUAAACAAAAUGCCCCGCAAUCAACCUGGCAAGAAUGCUUUUUAUUACUUUAUGUUGGAAUUUAGAGAUCGGCAUGGAAGAUCCUUCAAAAAUAUGAAAGAAGUUGCUGAUGCUGCAGGACCACAUUGGAAAAACUUAUCCAAAGAGCAAAGGAAACCAUAUGAGCAACAAGCUUCAAUUGCAAAACAAAAUAAGAUCUCUAAGUUAACUUCUGAUGGACAAGCUGUAGAUGAAUUGGAAAGGCAGGAAUAUUUAGAACAUCUUAAGACACAAGAAAUGAAAGAUUAUAUAAAUGAUACUAUGCGUUUAGCUAGUGAUAAUGGAAGAAUUCAAGACGAGUUUUUUUUUAUCAUCCAUAUAAAUACAUUUUGCUAUUGUGCAAACAUAAAUCGCUAUAUACCAGGUGAAAUUGCCAUUACUUGCUUCAGUUUAGAAGAUGGGGUACAAACUCAAAAUGUUUUCCAUAGAAUUAUAAAGCCAGGUAUAAUGCCUCUAGGUUACGCAAGCGAAGCUAAACUGAUAUCCGAACAAACUCACCAAUUGCCUCUGCCUUCGUCUGCAGAUGAGCUAAACAUAGAAGAAGUAUUCACAGAAAUGAAAUUAUUUUUAUCAAACAAGCUUUGUGGAUCGAAACGCUAUCCUCCUCUUUAUGUAGACGAAAAAAUGAUGAAAAUGGUACAGAGUAUCUUAGAUAAUUGGUGUUAUGAUUUCGGCGAAGAUAGACCUCUGUUCAAAAUAUAUAAUUUACAAUACAUGUUUAGAAUUCUAAGGAAUACUGUAGCCAAUGAAACGAUAUAUCCUUCUGAUACUUACAGUGCAAGGGAAAUAGAAAAAGAUGUCUAUGCCUACACGGCUGGUAUUUGCUGUGAAUAUCAUUCAGUAACUGAUAAUUUCAUAUACUGUAGUCGUUCAAUAACAAUUAGAUAUGCAUAUAUAAUUUGUGAUAACUGUUGUGGUGAUCUACGUAUUAUAUUAGUUCCUGGUGCUCAUAUACCAGAUCAAGCAUUGACUCCUUUUACUGGUACAAGGUCCAGUUCUAUUUCUAGUUUAGUUUCUAGGUCUAGUAAAUCAUCAAAAUUAAAGACAUCCAUCCGUGACGAUGAUUCUGAUACUGUUAUAUCAUUUUCUAGUAAAUCGGAAUGGGAUAAUCAAUCUAUUGUAUCAGAUUCGUCUAAUUUAACAUGUGACAGUGAAUUCCCCAAUUUGGGGCUUAAAAAAAAGACAGUAGUCACGAACUCACAACCACAUUUCUCUUCUGGGGAUUCUUCAGACCAAUAUUCAGGUAGAAGUUAUGCUGGAGCAAUGAGCUCUAAGGGAAAACCAGCGAAUUUCACUUUUAGAGAGUCCGAUGACACAAGUUCAGUUGACUUAAAUCUAGAUUUUGCUAUUGGACGUGGAAGAGGUACUAAAUCGUUUUCUAAUAAUAUUGACGAUUUUCCUAAACUUGGUGGGGGAGGUAGAGGUAGAUUAUUAAGAAAAGGUAAACAUACAAAUUAAUUGGAUUUUUUUUGUUUCUAUAUUUUUGAUUAACAGAGAUAACUUCAAAAGUAUAUCAAUGAUCUAGACUACUGUCUUGAUAAGAUUAUGCUAUAAAUUAAUUACUCAUGAUUUAAUUAUAUAAUUUCUCGUACAAUUUCUCCAUUAUGAUAUUUUAAUUGUUGGUAAUAAUAAGGACGUUUAGUGGUUUUUCUUAAUUAGUACUGUGAAAUAUUAUAAAACUAAAUCUGUAUCAUAUUUUCCCCAUUCAAGAUAUAUUUAUCCACAAGCUGUGGAUUGCACUACAGUUUCUUCAUUGUCUGAUAUGUUCUGCAAAUGUAUUAAAUAGAAUCUUUAAACAAAAUUCUGAGAUACUUCAAAAUACAGAAUGCAGUUGCCAAAUAGAAAUGAAAUAGUUUUAAAACCCACCUUUUAAUCAUGAGAAAGUGAAAGGCCAUCUUGGGUUAGAAAAAGGGUAAACAGUAAAAAUCAGGAUGGAGGAGUCUCAAAGGGGCUCUCAGAUUGCAGACUCCAAGAACUGGUAUAUAUAACGUACCUUAAACGUUAGCGCAUUUGGAGAAACGGGGUGAGACUGGAUCGAUCGAGCAUCAACCUCAACACCUCGUUCUCAUAUUUCAUAUUUCUGGACCACAAUGACAAAUCUUUACAAAAGUGCUGUUUUGAGCAUAUAAGCAUUCUCAUGUUUCUUUGAGCUUAAUAUGUAAUUUAUGACUAUUGAGUUUUUUUAGAAGGUAUAAUUUUAAGAAAUAUCAACUCUUAGUAUAUAUUCUAAAAGCCUUAUUUUCAUAUUUUGAUUUUGUCAGAAUAAUUCAUUGUAUAUGUAAGUUUAAUAUUUGGAAAUAUUUGUAAUAAUCAGAUAUUAUUAAUUUUUUUUUGUAUUAUUUGAUUUAUUUAUAUCAUAGAACUGUACUGACAAUAGUUAUUUUAAAAAACUGUUUUAUUUUCCAGUAUUUCUAUUUUAAAUAAUUAUUUGUUCAAUUGAGGUACUAUGUUUUAUUUUUUUAAAGCAGAAUUGUAGAUUUUUAUCUUAACGAUAGAAUUUUUAUACAUAUGAGGACGUGUUAGAAAAGAUUUUUUAUUUACGCAAGUUUCUAUUACUUUUAAACAAUGCUCAUGGUAGUCCUCUUGAGUAACUGUAAAUCGGGUAGUCUUCAAUUAGUAUACCAUUAAAUCGGACGGUUAUAGCUUUUUUGAGUUCCAAAAUGAAGUAGUUUUAAGACACGUUUCAAUUUCGAUAAAAGCAGAAAGUCAUAAGGAUUGUUGUUAUUUAGCAAUCCUUCCAAUAAGAUCAAUGCACCUGUUUCAUCUAAUAGAAAAUUUUGAUAAUUCUAUCUUUUGGGUUACAACUCUCCUAUGACCUUGACCAAUAAAUAUAUAAUUUCUGGAGUCAUUCUGAGCAUGUCUAUGUAUUUUUAUAUAGGGUGCUCAUGCCUCUUUGUCAAAUUUUUUUUCUUUCGUUUUUUUAGUUUCAAUUUUUCAUAAUGCACGAUCCUAUGCUAUUAUAUCUUCAGCUCACUGUUCCCAUCGGUCUAGUGGGUACAAAACUACCCUAAUCUAAGAAUAAUUCUAUCUUUUAGGGUACAACGUACAACUCUUUUAUGACCUUAAAAUACAUGUACUCCGACCGAUUGUCGCCCUUAUUUACUGAGGUUGCUCGUCAGUAUCCAUUAGCUAUCGACGACAUAUUACACCUAAACUAAUUCUAUUGUACAUAUGCAAUUAUACACAUAAAUAAACACACAAUAUGUUCUAUGCUGCACCCUACCAUAUAUCCCAAGGUCAUAGGAGAGUUGUACCCUAACAGAUUGUAUUUCCAAAACUUUUGUUAAGCAAUUUUUCCCAUAAGUCUGUUCCAAUUUUCAAAAGUCACACAGGUUUGCCAAAACUUGGUUGUACAACAAAAUACAACUCCUCUGAUGGCACUGGAGCUGUGAGUUUUAUCUUGAAGAGUAGAAGAGAACAGGCUGGUACAUACAACGUUGCCAUAUGUUUUGCCAUAGUGUUUUAUUACUUUUCUCACACAUCUCAUAUAAAUUAUAGAUUUUGAUAAUAAUCUGGAAACUUCUUGUCGAGUUGAAUUACAAGACUUUUGUUUAAAAAUGUUUUAAACAUAUUGUUUGUUUGUUUUGAAGUAAUUUUUUAAGUUUACAAUUAAUAUGAUUAUUUUUAUUUUCUUAUGUGUACUUUUCAAUACUUUUGUUGGAAAUAAAUGUUUCUUGAUUUUU